AUGGGUGAUAAACCUUCGUCUCGCACGUCGGCAACAUCGGCUAAGGCGUUUUCUGAGGAUGAGAAUCUCCAGGAAAUAUCGAACGUGUCCAUCGAUGAAAAGAUCGAUGAAUCACCCCUAUCAGAGCCAAAGUCUCCCGUAACUGGGAAUUCUAAAUCUAAACAGGGUCGACGGCUGCCAUACUCAGAUCCCAAUACAAAAGUCGCGAGAUCAGACUUGGUUGCUGAAGUGAAGAUCUUAGAAAAAGAGUUGCGGCAACGAUUAGAGCUGUUAGAUUCAGCAGAGAAAAACACUAACUCGGAUGAAGUUAACCUACCACCCGAGGACAAAGGCAGAGGAAAUAGUCAUAGUCGGGCAGAUGAAAAAUCAAAAGUUAUCGACAAGAAGACGCGGAAGCACAUACGGCGAGCACGCUUCGUUCAAAAAUAUGCUAAUAGAGUUGAGGAGGAAAGUAGAGCUGAAACACAAAGUAAGGAAGAGAAACUACUGGCUAUUAACAGUAGAAAAGGGGAGGCCAUGAUGACGGACUCGGAAUUAGAUGCACGGAAACCCGGUCAAGCUUCUAGUGAGCUCCUCAACCGCGAUUUAAAAGUUGUCGAACAGUAUUAUUCGCCGAAUUCAGGGUUUGAAACGAACCAUUACUUUGCGGGAGUAGAUAGGGGAGCGACAUCUGUCCUAAUACCAACAUCUCUCCGACCGACGUACUCUCGCAAACUUGGACCGCCUAGCCAGUGGGAUACUUCAGAUAGCGACGAAUGGAGUACUGAUACGUCUACAAAGUCUCGGGACUUUGAUCACUUCCGGGCCAGGCUGCGCGCUGAGUUUGAGUGCGAGCUUUACCGCCUUACUGCUCAGAGAGAGCGAUAUCAGAAACACAAGGAGAAAAGAGCCAGAAAAGGGCAAGAAGUAGAGGAAGAUUCUACUUCUGUAGCCUCUGAAAAGUUUGCGUUGCCACAAUUAAACUUUUUGGAAUGGGCAGACUUCAGAGGAGCGCGGGACACGUUACCAGAAGUGUCUCCUGUUAUAGAUAUCCUCGUCGGGGACCCAGAAGUCUCAAUUAAUUACUCCAUUAAUUUCUACAAUAGACGGAAACAAGGAAGGCAAAUAGGGGUAUCGGCUACAAAGUUGGAAAGUGUAACAGGCGAAGAGCCGCUUCCAGACCGAAUCAGGAUACACUCGAGACCCCUCAUGAAGAUUCUUUCUCUCGUCAGAGGUUUAGAUCUAGGUGGUGACCGCUAUAUAUCCUCCGUCAUGCUGCGACCCUUUAAGAUGCUAUGUCAUUAUGAAGAGGACCUCCGACGGCGACAUGAUGAGCUAAAAAACAGAUUAACGUCUGGAAUCAAUCUGGCAUCUGAAGUAACACCUACGGCCCAAGGUACAGAAGAGAGCAAUGACUUAAGACUCCAAUUUGAAUCUAAGCCGGGGGAUCUGAAGACAAAAGGACAGGACAUCGAGGAAGAACCUGGAGUGGUAGAGGAUCCAAAAGGCUACAGCUCUUCCGAGAUAGGACUACAGCACCUCGGAUGUCUUCUAGAAUUCAUAGACACUCAUAUUUCUGCGAAAUAUGCAUAUCUUAAAAGCAUAAACUGCGACAAAGUAGCUUUUUCGGACCUUUGGCAUCUGUAUCGACCUGGAGAAUUCGUUAUCUCGGCUGAUGGCAAACAAGUUUACCAAGUUGCCGGCGUCACUUCAGCACCCCAUGAUGGCGUUCAGCGUUGGAAAGCUCCCAAUAAUAAGCAUGACUCAAACUCAGAUGAGGAAGAGGAAGAGGAAGAUCCGCUUAGUAUUCACUGUGUGUAUAUACACUUUGAUGGUUCAUGGCUUGGUCCUGUCGUGAAGUCUGUCGACGUUGAUCGAUUCGAAGGUGAAAGGUCUGUUGUUUCUUUCGAUGUUUACCCUCUUCGCUUUCAUAUUAUGAAAGAUAUAUCCAUAAGAGCGGGAGCUAUGGAGUCCAAGGUCGACGGCAAUAGCCUGACGGCCUUGGAGGACGAAGUAGAUAGGAGAGUAAAGGAUCUUCGAAACAGUUUCAUCCAACGGGGGAAAAGGUUUGUAGAUGUCGUUGGCAUUAAACACAUGUACUACUCGGGAUUCACUGUUGACACCCGGGACGAGGUUGAAAGUCAGGUUGUCAUCGACUUCCAGGAAGCAUUCGCUCAAGAGAAUUUGAGGCACUGGCGCCCUAAGAUCUCAACUCUUAUAGGCCUUAACGUAGACGAAAACCUCGGGCUAGGAGAGAAGAAAAGGAGAAGGCAAAAGAGGAAACCAAAGAUGGUUGGUUGUUGGACAUGUUGUGCUGGAGAGCAUGUGAUAGAUGAUACACAUGUGGAAAAUGACCGUCAUCUUAACUUUGUCAGCGACACACUGGCUUUUAGGGAAGAUAAUCCACAAAAACUACCAUCGACUAUCGUCUAUCCGAGGUCCUUAGAAGACGUUAAGGCUGACAGUAAUGGCUUCACUGACGACGAGUUAUUGAUCAUGUCCCACUGCGUUUUUGGGUUCGUUCUGCGUGAUCGCACCUGGGCCCAACUAGAUCUGGAAUAUCUCACCGAGGUCACUUCCGCAGGCAAUGACCGCGCAACUAGUGACAAUUCGAACGAAGAUGACGAAAGCGCAUUUAACCGACUUGUACUUGACCAAAAGAUCAAGGACAUGGUUCUUUAUUUGAUUGCACAGCACUUCCGAAACAAGGAAUCCCAACAAAACGCAGACGAGCAGCUUGACAUCGUCCGCGGCAAAGGAAAGGGCCUAAUUAUACUCCUUCAUGGUGCACCGGGCGUGGGGAAAACAACAACAGCCGAGGGAGUUGCUGAGAAAUUCAAUAAGCCCCUAUUUCAAAUAACAUGUGGGGACCUAGGAUCUACCGCAAAGGAGGUCGAAGAUGCAUUAUCAACCAACUUCUCUUUGGCUAAUCGUUGGGGUUGUAUUCUUCUCCUUGACGAGGCUGAUGUUUUCCUUGCAUCGAGAAGAAGAGAGGACUUCACGAGGAACGGAUUGGUUGCCGUAUUUCUACGUGUACUAGAAUAUUAUGCCGGAAUCUUGUUCCUGACUACGAACCGAAUUGGUGAUUUCGAUGAAGCGUUUGCUUCUCGAAUCCACAUGAGUCUUUAUUAUCCACCCCUGGAUGAAAUUGCCACCAACCGGAUCUUCAAGCUUAACUUCGACUUGAUUCGGGAUAGGUACAAGAAAAAUGGGCGACCUAUUGAAAUUGAUGAUUCUGGCAUCUAUAGCUUCGUCACCAAGUUCUGGGUGGAGAACGAGCAGGCUCGGUGGAAUGGGCGACAGAUCCGGAAUGCCUGCCAGACAGCCUUGGCUCUAGCCGAAUUUGAGGCCUUACCAAACGAUAAGAGAUUCGACCUCAAGUUCAAAUCAAAGGCUAAAGUGUACCUUAAACGCUCAAAUAUUGAAACCGUCUCGGAUGCCUACCUUGAGUUCAUCAAGUAUCUCAAAGCCGUCCAUGGCACCGAUCAAGAAACUCACGCCAAGGAGUUGGGCAUCCGAGCUAUCGAGCAAGUGUUUGAAUCUAUGAUGAACGAGAGGGUUUCGAGAGGGGGCAAUUCGGCAUCCCAAGAAAGAACACAGAACCAGAAUCCUCUUAGGUCCUUCAGAAUUCCAGACAGAUCACCCCCGGCCACACAGACAUAUCCAUCUUUUGAUCACCAUAGGGGAGCUCCCUACAACACGCCUGGGCCUACAUAUAGGAACCCAAGCCCUUCGUCAGGAACGGGGUAUUCGAACCACGGAUACCAGCCAGACAACCCCUUUCUUCAAGCACCGCAUGCGUCUUCUGGGUAUGGGGCCACCCAGCAAUAUCCCAGACAUACGCAGCCAGUGUCGCCAGAAGGGCCGUCCCCCUACCCGCCUGGAUCUUCUGGGCAGCAAUACUACCCUCAGGGCCAAGGGCUUAGCAUAGCUAACGACCCUCGCUUUGCUCAGCCAGUACCAGGCCAGGGAACCGGACAACAGCACCACGUUUGGCGUUCGGAAACACAUCCAGUCGCUGGGCAAGCGAUGGCAGCAACUACAGGUGUAAACCUGACAUCGAUACCGGUCUCCUACGGCAAUGAGGAUUCUAACACUCAGUAG
This is a messenger RNA of Daldinia vernicosa, 4083 nucleotides long. RefSeq lists its product as uncharacterized. The coding region runs from base 1 to 4083 and encodes 1360 amino acids. The transcript has 6 exons. Gene Ontology annotation, molecular function: ATP binding; ATP hydrolysis activity. The record is from RefSeq and is a predicted model, not a curated record. NCBI's taxonomy places the organism in Eukaryota, Fungi, Ascomycota, Sordariomycetes, Xylariales, Hypoxylaceae.